GUGUCUGCACAGUGUGAAUGUGUGUUAGGGGCGUGUGUGUGCCUCUGGCUGUAUAUGGAGAGAGAGAAAGAGAAUGAACCACAGAGCUUAAGUCUGAACCCAUAGUGGGGUGUCCAACAAGAUGGAAUGUGUGUGUGUGUGUGUGUGUGUGUGUGUGUGUGUGUGGUGUGCACCCGGGCGCGCAGGGGUGUGUGCAGGGUCAGUGUGCACGGGUGCUAGGUGUGGCUGGAUGGGUGAUGUAAGGGUACUGGGUACACUGGCUCACCCUCCCUUCCCCCUUCCAGAUAUGUUCUGGGGAGGGGAUCGCAGCCUGCUGCAGCUAACCCCCUUGCUCGGCUUGCCAGCCUGGCCUCUGCUCCCAGGAAGCCAGAAAAGGCCAAUUGGCCCCUCCCUCAAAUACUUGUGGGGUCACGGAGAGGGUAACAGGCUAAGCCCUGAAAAAGAGGGGAGGGGCUGAGGCGAGGGAGCUUCUGCCAGGCCAGGGAACCCUGCGCUCUCCGUCCGGAGCCCAGAGCAGCGUUGCCAGGUCACUCAGACCCCGUACUCUGCCCCUCCCCGGGGGCCCUGCGUUCCAGGGGUGUCUGUGAGAUGAGGGUGGAGGCAGAUCACUUUGCCUCUUGAUCCCAGCACCUACUGCCCUGUGGUCAGAACCUCUGCCCGAGGCUUCCCAUUGGUAGCAGCUGGGCUCACUGGGCUUUUCGUCCCUCCAGAAUCUUCCCGCUUGCAAGGUGCCUAAAGGAGACUCUGACGCCAGGUGGGGGCCAUGGCAGGUCGUGGCUGCUUGGGGCUGGGGCUGUUCUGCUGGGUCCUUCUUGCCCUUCCUGUGGGCCCCCAGCCUGCCUCCUCAGUGCCAAGUGCCCCGCUUACCACUUUGACCCCACCACCUCAGAGUGAGGCCUCUAUGCUGUCUCUCAACCUGGGACUAAACUUCAAAUUCCAUCUUCGGGGACCUGCUGCUGUCUGGGGGAGCCCUGUCACAGAGACUCAGCAUCUCUCUCCUGGUCCGGGCCAGGAGCCAAGGGAAGCGACGGAAAGUAGGCUGAGGACUGACCCCCUUUGGGAGCUGCUGGUGGGCUCCCCUGGGAACUAUCCCCCAGAAUGGGGCUCUGCUGAAGGCAGUUCUACGCUCUGGGCCUCCUCUCUACCUCCCGAGUCUACAUCCCCCCGUUCUGAGCCCACCAAACAGCCCGGUGCUCCUCAUCAGCCCAGAAUGGUCACUGUGACCUGGGCCAAUGCUCUGACAGCAACGCCACCUCCAUCCAGUGCUCCCAAGCCCCACCAGAGUGAGCUGGAGCUGAGGUUUGAUGUGGCCCUAAGAGCGGGUGCAGCUCCUACGCUUGGGCAUCGCACACUGCCCCUGCUGCCCAGCCUGCGGGCCAGCCUGGCAGAGAUUGCUGGGCGCCUGGGACCUUUUGGGUUCUUUGGUACUACUCUGUCCCCACUGCGGAACUUUUCAGACCUGGGUCCCCCAGGUACAACACUACCCACAAGCGCUGUCUCUGAAGUCUCACAUUCUCCAGGGUUUUUUGGUACCACUCUCUCCCCACCUCCAUCUCUGGUGGAAAGAAAGUUCUCAAGCCCAAGCCUGUUGGACCCAGUGGCUUCCCUAAGCUCUGCCUCAGUUGAGCCGACACCCAUGCAAUAUGACCCCACCAUCUCCACUUCUGGCCCGGAUGAACCCUUUCCUGCAAACGUGGGCACUCCUUCCCUGCGACCCGCAUGCGAGCCAGACUCCUGCAGCAAGCAAGAGUUGCCCGACGUGGAAGGACAUCCUCCGGCCUCCCCACUGCCCCUUUUCUUCCUGACCCUGGAGGCCAAUUGGGCAGAGGCCAGGGCGCACUGGGGCUUGGCCUGGGAGGCCCAUGUGUAUGGGGCAGGCGCGCUCUUCGGCCUGGUGGCCCUGUUGGCGCUGCUCGCCCUGGCCCUCUUGCCUUGGCGUUGCCCCCCGGGCGCCCCUUGCCUGGCCCUGCUGGAUCUGCUGCUGUUCUCGGCCGGGACCACGCGGGCCUUCCCGCUUUUCUACGACGCCUACGGGCACCGGGAGCGGCUGCCUGCGCUCGCCUGGCUGCUCUUGCAGGAUCUUCCGCUCCCCUGCCUGGCCGCGGGACUGGGGUUGGCGUGCCUGCUGCUGGCCCGGCCGCGGUCGCCGCGGUGCCCCGCGGGCCUGGCGGCGCUGCUGCUCCUGGGGCUGGGGCUGGCGGCCGCCGCCUCCCUGGGGAGCGCCGUGCACCGGCCGCUGCGGCCCCUGCGGCUCGCCUCGCGCGGGCUGCACGCCUUGCUCGCCGCCUUCCUCUCGGGGCUCCUGCUGGCCCUGUCCUGCUGGAGGGGCCGCAGGCGGCGGGCCGGGGCCCCCCUGGGCGGAUCUGGCUUCAAGGGCGCCACCGCCGUCCCGCAGGCGCGCAGCCCGUUCGCUCCGCGGGAGUCCUGGCGGCGCGCGGCUCGCACCGCGCCGGUGGCGGGCACCUUUGGGCUGCUGAGCGGAGCCCUGCAGGGCUACGAGGUGCUGCACGCCCUGGGCUAUGGUGGCCAGCCUGGUCUGGAGGGGCCCUGGCCCUGGUGGGCUUUCCAGCUGGGCCUGCGCCUGGGCGAGGUGGGCGUCGCGCUCCCGUUGGCACUGUUGGGCCUCUACCCCGCGCUCUGCAGCCCCCGAGUGCCGCCUCGCUGCUGGGCUAAGCUCUUCCACCUGUCUCCGGGACACGCCGCCCCGCUGCUGCCCGGAGGCUGGGUCGCCGGGGCUUCGGAGAAGGAGCCCCUGGGAAGCGCCAUCGCGCGUGGCGACGCGGAGUUGCUGCAACUGUGCGCCCUCGCAGGACCGGGCCCGGACCUCCUGCUCCAGGGUGGCGGCUGCCGGGGCUUCGAAGGCGCAGGAGGGGCCAACGCCGUCCCGUCCUCGGCCUCCUCCCCUUGCAGCGACUGCACGGUGGACUUCCGUCCGCCCUCGCCCAUCGACCUGCGGCGCAGCAUCGAGGAAGCCCUGUGCAGCGAAGCGUUGCUGGCGCCUGGCCUCUUCCAGGGCUCCACCUUCGGGGAAGCCCCGCCUGGGCUCGGCCUCUACCACACCAUCACGCGGGGGACUAAGACAGGGGCCGGGCCCGGUGGGAGGUCGGACAAGAUCCCUGGAUCCCCAGCGCCCCCCGAGCUCCCCUCUCCCGGGGCCUGGCCCGCGGGAAGCAGCGCCUCCUCCGGCUCGCUGUGUGGACUCUCGCGGGAUAGCUCGUCGAUGCUACUGUGCUCCAGCCCGGAUAGGCCUCCCCGCUGCCCACUCGUGUGCGUGCUCAGCCCCCCACGGCCUUCAGAAAGCAGCCCCAGCCCCCCAGCGUCAGGAUCCUACCAAGCCCUGACCCCACCCUCCCGCGAUUCCCCAGAACCUGCUUCCGAGCUGCAGGCCGAGGAGGCCUUGCUUCGGGAACAAUUCCUGGACGCCUGCCGACAGAUUGAUGAGCUGAGCAUGGGCAGUGACACGAUAGACCUGUGAAGAGUCGGCCGUCUCGCAGCCCCGGCCAUUUGCCCCUUUCCGGUACUCGGCCCAAGACCUGCACACUGUAACCAUCCCCCAAUUCUGCCUGGCCCAGCUACCUCCCCCUGCUUCCUUCCAGGGGCCCUGAUUGGGUAGGUCAGUAGCCAGGCUCUGUGAAUUGGGAAUCAGUGCCACCUUUUCUAGAGCCCCGGAUGCUGAUGCCCUCAGCUGCAAUUUUAGGCUGGCAAGAGGUGUGUGUGUGGGGGGGUGUCCCACGUUCCUUGGCUUUCACCAGCAACAAAGCUCCAAGGUGCUCCGUUCCUGACCACCAUUCACUACUCUGGUGCUGAGGGAUAAAGGGUGUCCUCCGAAGAUCUGGGGUCUUGCCUGGGCCCCCUACCUACUUAUGCCAUGUGCUCCUGGGACCCUUCUCCACAGAUGGGGAUCCAUGGCCCAUCCAAGUGAACUUAGAGCAGUUGAAUGGGUGGCAAACCCUUUCAGAGUCAAUUUAUCAAUAAAAUAUUUUCAGAGGAGAA
Jaculus jaculus (lesser Egyptian jerboa) is the source of this 3993-nucleotide messenger RNA. RefSeq names its product proline rich transmembrane protein 4 (gene Prrt4). The record is from RefSeq and is a predicted model, not a curated record. Lineage: Eukaryota; Metazoa; Chordata; Mammalia; Rodentia; Dipodidae. The transcript is spliced from 5 exons. Bases 764 to 3475 code for a protein of 903 amino acids.